Colletotrichum navitas is the source of this 2768-nucleotide messenger RNA. Its product is annotated as glucan 1,3-beta-glucosidase. The record is from RefSeq and is a predicted model, not a curated record. The transcript has 3 exons. Lineage: Eukaryota; Fungi; Ascomycota; Sordariomycetes; Glomerellales; Glomerellaceae. Gene Ontology annotation, molecular function: polygalacturonase activity. Bases 197 to 2629 code for a protein of 810 amino acids.
UUAGCUUUGGAUUUUCAGCCCCCUAACUCACUGGUCCUAUCGGCCGGAGCUGGCUUACACACAUUCGUUCUAAAGUCGUUUCUCGAGUUUUCACUCGUCCACUCCCUCCAACCAGUCACUCAUUAUCUAUGAGCAUCAUCUCAUCCGUCAUUUGAUCUCGAUUUAUCCGUAGUAUCCAUCACAACCAACAUCCAGAAUGCGUGUCACAACAGCGUUCUGGUUCGCGGCAGCCACACUCGCCAAAGCCGCCUACUGGAUGGAGGACGUCCCGCACCGGGGCAUCUCAGCAUACCAUCCGGACCCCAACUACCAAGUCUUCCGCAACGUCAAGGACUUCGGCGCCAGGGGAGACGGCGUCACGGAUGACACUGCUGCCAUCAACCUCGCUAUCUCUUCUGGCCAGAGAUGCGGACCGGGCACUUGCAAGGGCGAGACCACAUCGCCGGCAACCGUCUACUUCCCCCCUGGAACUUAUCUCAUCUCGGGUUCCAUCAUCGACUACUUCUAUACCCAGAUCAUUGGUGACCCAACUGACCGCCCCGUCAUCAAGGCUACCGCCGACUUCCCCACCAACACAACUCUUGGCCUUCUCGAUGGAAACCAGUACGGCGCAGACGGCCUGGCAUGGGGUGCGACCAACGUCUUCUUCAGGCAAGUCCGCAACCUCGUCUUCGAUACCACCGCCAUCCCGGCCUCGGCGGCUGCUUAUGCGAUCCACUGGCCGUCGUCUCAAGCCACUUCCAUUACCAACUGCGCCUUCUACCUUGCCGAAGGGCCAGACAGCAAGCAUGUCGGCCUCUUCAUAGAGGAGGGCUCUGGAGGUCUCCUCAAUGACCUGGAAUUUUACGGAGGACAGUACGGCGCCAGCUUCGGUAACCAGCAAUACACCCUUCGCGGGGCUAGUAAGUCGGCUCAAACCCGUUCGUUCGUUCGUUCGUUCGACCGUGUUGCUGAUGUCGAGAUUCUAGGCUUCUUCAACGUCCAGGUAGCCAUCAACCAGAUCUGGGAUUGGGGCUGGACUUACAAGAGCAUCUACAUCGAGAACUGUGGCACCGGCAUCCGUAUGCAGGACGCCGGCACCACCUCCAUCACUCUCAUCGACUCGGAUUUCGUCAACGUCGAGACCGCGAUCCGCUCCAGCCGCGACCCGGACGCCUCCGUGCCCACCACGGCCGGCACGCUCGUCAUGGAGAACGUCGGCUUCGUCGGGGUCAACGCCAUCCUCCUCGGCCCCCAGAACAACACCAUCAUCCCCGGGUCCUCGGAGAGCGUCCGCAGCCAGGGCUUCGCCAUGGGCCACAUCUACACGCCCACCGGCCCGACCGACUACACCGGCGACGACGCCGCCUACUUCCCCGUCUACCCUGCCCUCCAGGGCGUCUCUUCGACCGGCGGCACCAAGUACUAUGAGCGUUCCAAGCCGCAUUACGCGGACCUCCCCGCGAGCAACUUCAUCUCGGCCCGCGACUUCGGCGCCGCCGGCGACGGCAGCACGGACGACACGGUGGCGCUGAACAACCUCCUCAACUACGUGACCGCCGACCCCUCCGCCAGCCUCGUCGCCUUCAUCGACGCCGGCACGUACUACGUCUCCGACACCGUCUUCAUCCCCCCCGGCGCGCGGGUCGUCGGCGAGGCCCUCGCCUCCAUCAUCAUGGGCGGCGGCGCCCAGUUCCAGGACAUCACGAACCCCCACCCGGUCGUCAAGGUCGCCCUCCCCGGCCAGUGCGGCACCGUCGAGUGGUCCGACAUGAUCGUCUCGACGCGCGGCGCGGCGCCCGGCGCCAAGGUCAUCGAGUACAACCUCAACUCCCUCGGCGAGCCGGCGGGCAUGUGGGACGUGCACGUCCGCGUGGGCGGCUUCGCCGGCACGCAGCUGCAGCUCGCGCAGUGCCCCACGACGCCCGAGGUCGCCGUCACCGCCGACACGGUCGACGCGAACUGCAUCGCCGCCUUCAUGAGCAUGCACAUGACCAAGUCGAGCUCCAACCUGUUCGUGGAGAACUGCUGGCUCUGGGUCGCCGACCACGACCUCGAGGACCCCAACUACACGCAGGUGACGGUCUACGCCGGCCGCGGCCUGCUCGUCGAGUCGGCCAACGGCAGGGUCUGGCUCUCGGCUUCGGGCAGCGAGCACCACACGCUCUACCAGUACCAGCUCGUCAACACGCGCGACGUCUACAUGGGCCAGGUGCAGUCCGAGACGCCCUACUACCAGCCGAACCCCGUCGCCUCCGUCCCCUUCCCCCGCGUCCAGGGCUACCACGACCCGGACUUCGAGGCGGACUGCCGGGACCACGACCCGAGCGCGCCGCCGUGCGAGAUGGCGUGGGGCCUGCGCGUCGUCGCCAGCCGCAACGUCGUCGCCUUCGGCGCCGGCCACUACUCCUUCUUCAACAACUACAGCACCGCCUGCUGCCAGAUCGGGGCCGGCGCCCGGUGCCAGCAGAGGAUCGUCGACGUCCGCGACGGGCCGGCCGACUACGCUGUCCCCACGAUGGGCGUCGAGGUGUACAACCUCCAGAUCGUCGGCACGACGGCCAUGGUCACGAGGGACGGGACGGACGUCGCCUUUUACAGGGACAACGUUGCCGGGUUCACGGCCGGUAUCGCGCUGUACCAACACUAGGCUGUUUGUUUUUCUUUCGCUGCACCAGUACUCAAUACAAUCAAUCAUUUCUUCUGUCGCCGGUUGUUUCCAUUGUGUCCUCCCGACUCUGUCCUCUCCCCUCUUUUUCUUUUCUUUCUAAAACGUAAAAGCCAAAGUC